GCCAUCUGGUCCUGGUUCCUACCGUGCUCUCUCGGUGUGAAGCUCAUCGUGGCUAUGCUUGGACACAGUCUGCUCAUUCUUGCUGCCUUGGGCACUCUAUUCAUCGCAAGCUUGAGCACCGUCGCAGCAGACAGCGCGUGGAACGGACUAACAACUCCGGGCUCUACAACACCUGCUGCAUUUACUCCUUACUAUGUGCCGCCGGGGACGAAGAGCUAUGACUCGUCCUCUCCUCUGCUGCACUAUUCUGGUCGCUGGAGGGACUCAUAUUCGAAUUCGUUCAUCCAGAAAACCUUGCGCUCGACCACAGACUCUGGUGCUUCUAUGACUUUCUCAUUCACAGGCACUGGUAUCGAGUGGUUCGGCAACACAGAUCCUCGACAUGGAAUUGCACAAGUAUUCUUAGAUGGAAACAUGGUUCAGGAGAUUGACGCCUGGAGCGCGACUCCGCGGAAACAGCAGCGUAUGUAUUGGAACUUUGAAUUGCCGCAAGGCAGGCACACCAUCAAAAUUGUUAACACCGGAAAGAAGAGAGAGGCUGCGAGAGGCUCUUUGAUCGAUGUGGAUGCUCUCGUGGUGACUAUGAGUUUGCCUCCCGUUGGCGAUGACUCGCAGUCUCAUGACCUGGAUGUCUCUGCCCAACCCGUGUCUGGCUAUCCACCACUGUUUGACUUUGCUGCACCGUCCAUCCCUGCUGCUCAGUGGUCUUUGGUUCAGAAAGGCAACACUGGUGUCUCUGCUAUGCAGCUGGCUGUCAUCUCAGAAUCUCAUGCGCUCGUCAUCGACAAGGUGGAGCACAACCCACUGACGAUCAACGGACAUCCGGCCUGGGCGGCGCUUUAUAACCUCAAAACGCAUGCUCUUACACCUCUGGCUGUAGAAUCGAACUCGUUCUGUGCUGGCGGCGCUUUCUUGAGUAACGGCACCCUCAUCAACGUCGGCGGGAACCCUGUGGUCGAGGAUCAUACGUCUGCGGCCGACUUUGGCGACCUGGAUGGUCUGCAGGCUGUCCGAAUCUUCGAGCCGUGCGAUUCGGAGGAUGUAAGCGCCUGCAGACUAUAUGAGAAUCACUCGCGCAUCCGGAUGGCAAGCCCGCGAUGGUAUACGACUGUUCUGCGUAUUUCAGACGGGAGUGCUAUGAUCAUUGGCGGCUCCAUGAAGGGCGGCUGGAUCAACAACGGCACUGUCAACAAUCCUACUAUUGAAUACUGGCCUCCUAAGGAUAUCCACGGUUCCAACGGGCUCGCCAUACCACUUCCAUUCCUAGUGGAUACUUUGAACGCAAACCUCUUCCCCAUCGCCUUCUCGCUGCCAGAUGGCAAGGUCUUCAUUGCAGCCAAUCGCGAUGCCAUGAUCUAUGAUUGGCAAAGCAAUACAGAACGCCGACUGCCGUCGAUACCCAAUGGUGUGCGGGUGACUUACCCCAUGGCGGGCACGGCGCUCCUGCUGUCCCUCUCUCCGGAUGAUAACUACGCCCCGGAGGUGCUCAUCUGUGGCGGCUCUACGAUCGAUGACUCCAAGGCAGGAUAUGACAUCAGCUCGCAGGACCCUGCUUCUGCUCAGUGCUCGCGGAUCUUGCUCACCGAAGAGGGGAUUGCAGCUGGGUGGCAGACCGAACUCAUGCCCGAGGCGCGCACGAUGCCUGACGCGGUCCUUCUGCCUACGGGUCGUGUUAUCAUCGUCAAUGGUGCAGGUACGGGAAUAUCAGGAUACGGAAACGUGGCCGGCCAAAUUGGCGCCUCGAAUGCCGACAACCCAGUUUUGACUCCGGUUCUGUAUGACCCUUUCGCUCCGUUGGGAGAGCGCUUCUCGUCGAGCGGCAUGCCGACAACUGAUAUUCCACGGAUGUAUCAUUCGGUCGCGACGCUGACGCCGAGUGGGAAUGUCAUGAUUUCAGGGAGCAAUCCUAAUCUCGACCGUAGUGAGGAGGAAUACGGUACCGAGUACCGUGUUGAAUGGCUUAAUCCUCCGUAUAUGACCGGCAGCAGGCCUGCUUUCGCUAGCAAGGUGGCAAGGACGAUCAACUUUGGACAGACUGUUGAAUUUGAUGUAAGCCUGCCCGGAUUGUCGUUGGCUGAUGCGGACAUCAAGGUUGCGCUCAUGGAUCUCGGCUUCGUAACUCAUGCCGUUCAUGCAAACAGUCGCUUGGUCUACCUUGCCAGUUCACUAUCUGAUGAUGGGCAGACGAUAACGGUGACCGGACCACCGAAUGGGAAUGUGUACCCUCCGGGACCUGGGUUCCUGUACGUCGUCAUCAACGACGUCCCGAGCGUGGGCCUGAAGGUGAUGAUCGGAGACGGAAAUGGUCCUGUUGUCGAUGAAGGAGCACUUCAAAACCUUCUUGUGAACACGGAAAUUGACCAAUACGAGAAAGCAAGGAAGAAGGGUACAAAGGCAAAGAUACACUCACACUAGCGCGCGUGCCUUGGCCGGACCAGCAAAAUAUUCUCGCACAAUGUCCCUUUGAUGGCUUCAUGGCCACCUGAUACAUGUUAUCGUAUCGCAGCAUGUUUGUAUAUGCCAUUCCGAUC
Laetiporus sulphureus 93-53 is the source of this 2531-nucleotide messenger RNA. RefSeq names its product copper radical oxidase. The record is from RefSeq and is a predicted model, not a curated record. The coding region runs from base 55 to 2415 and encodes 786 amino acids. Lineage: Eukaryota; Fungi; Basidiomycota; Agaricomycetes; Polyporales; Laetiporaceae. The transcript is spliced from 3 exons.